Messenger RNA from Biomphalaria glabrata, 2721 nucleotides. Its product is annotated as serine--tRNA ligase, cytoplasmic-like. Gene Ontology annotation, cellular component: cytosol. Lineage: Eukaryota; Metazoa; Mollusca; Gastropoda; Planorbidae. Gene Ontology annotation, biological process: seryl-tRNA aminoacylation. Gene Ontology annotation, molecular function: ATP binding; serine-tRNA ligase activity; tRNA binding. The record is from RefSeq and is a predicted model, not a curated record. The coding region runs from base 193 to 1686 and encodes 497 amino acids. The transcript has 11 exons.
UGACAUGCGUGCUUCCACGUUUUUCCCAAUAAGAAUAGGCUUUACGUAGACAAUCACGUAGACUUCUAACGUAAUCGUUUUGUUUUCUUUUCUUAGUUUAGAAAUAGUCUUUGAGUCAGUUGAACUUUACCAGGAAAACUCCGAAAAGUAUUUAAACGAUAACAGCAGGUCUGCUAAACAUUUACUGUAAUCAUGGUGCUGGAUUUGGAUCUUUUUCGAGUCGACAAAGGCGGAGACCCGGCUAAAAUAAGAGAAAGCCAGGCAAAACGUUUCAAAGAUGUUACACUUGUGGAUAAAGUGGUUGAACAUGACACAAACUGGAGAAAAUUGCGUUUUCGGGCAGACUUGCUCAAUAAAUUGAAAAAUUUGUGUAGUAAAGAAAUAGGUGACAAAAUGAAGAAAAAGGAGCCUGUAGGUACGGAUGAGACACUUCCUGCAGGAAUUUUAGACAAGCUGGAUGAUGUCUUACCAGAGCAACUGCAGCCUCUGACUGUAACUCAACUAAAGCAAGUGAGACUAGCUAUAGAUGAACAGAUGAAAGAGAAUGAUGCUCAGCUUGUUGUGGAGGAAAAAGAAAGAAAUGAAGCGCUGAAAGAAAUAGGAAAUCUACUGCAUGAAUCUUGUGUCAUUAGUAACAAUGAGGAUGACAAUGGUAUUGAAAGAACUUUUGGUGAUGUUGUAACUAGAAAGAAAUACUCUCAUGUUGACUUGGUUGUCAUGAUAGAUGGAGCUGACAAUGAUAGAGGUGCUGUCACAGCAGGAGGACGAGGUUACUAUCUCAAGGGACCACUAGUUUUUAUGGAACAAGCUCUGAUCAACUUAGCCAUGUCCCUGUUACAUGAGAAAGGUUAUGUUCCUCUUUACACUCCAUUCUUCAUGCGCAAAGAAGUGAUGCAAGAAGUAGCACAGUUGUCACAGUUUGAUGAAGAAUUGUACAAGGUUGUUGGCAAGACAACAAAGGAUGAAGGUGAUUUAGAUGAGAAAUACUUGAUAGCCACUUCAGAACAACCUAUUGCAGCAUACCAUCGAGAUGAGUGGAUUCCCACUGAGUCACUGCCUAUAAAAUAUUUGGGUUACUCUUCAUGUUUCAGGCAAGAGGCUGGUUCACAUGGCCGAGACACAAGAGGAAUCUUCCGUGUUCAUCAAUUUGAAAAAGUGGAGCAGUUUUGUAUUACCUCUCCAGAAGACAACAAGUCUUGGGAGAUGUUUGAAGAAAUGAUUGGGAAUGCUGAAGCAUUUAACAAAGCCUUAGGAAUACCUUACAGGGUAGUGAAUAUAGUUUCAGGGGAACUCAACAAUGCUGCCUCAAAAAAGUUUGAUUUGGAAGGCUGGUUUCCAGGAUCUGGGGCAUUUCGAGAACUUGUAUCCUGUUCAAACUGUUUAGAUUACCAGUCAAGGAGACUGAGGAUCAGAUAUGGCCUGACUAAGAAGAUGGGUCAAGAGACUAGCUAUGUCCAUAUGUUGAAUGCAACCAUGUGUGCCACAACUAGAACUCUAUGUGCCAUUCUGGAAAACUAUCAAACUGAAGAUGGUGUCAUUGUCCCUGAAGUUUUGCGCAAGUACAUGCCUCCAGGUUACAAUGAGAAGAUUCCAUUUGUCAAACCUGCACCUAUUGAUGAAAUAGAAGCUAAAAAGAAGAAAGGAAAAAAAGGAAAUCAGAAUCCAGCAGAGCCAACUGAGCCCUAGAUACAACUUUUAGUUCCUCAAAUGAUAUUUAUUUCCUCCUGUCAUGAUGUUUUUUGAAUUGCUUAAGUAACAGUUUCAUUGUUCCAUGACUGUAAUGCCAACUUUUAUUUCAGCAAUACAUUCAUUUUUUUUUUUAAUCCACCACACAUAAAAAAAAUGAGAUGAGAUAAAAGUGUUUUAGGUCUGUCCUUUAUUGGACAUAAACCAAUAUUUGUUCCUUUUUUUUUAGUCUCAUGCAUUGUUUAUUGCAGUUUGUGUAAUGUAACUUAAGCAUGUUUUUUUGUUUCACACACAAAGAGCAAACGUUUACAUUGUACUUAUUGGUUUUCAUAUUGCUGAGUUUUGUUUUGAAUGGACUAAGAAAUAGAAGAACUGAAAAUGUACAAAGUAGGUUUACUUUGUUAGAUCACAUUUAUAUGUAAUUGUGUCAUCUAACUUAGUGUAUAAUCUAAUAGCUGUAUUCUAGUGAGUGGUAAUAUUUGGGUAUCCUGGUUAACUCUCUAAUUAUUUUUGUUUAUUUGGGACUUCAAUGUAUUAAAAGUCAAACUGAUUAAAAAUUACAGCUUUGUUAAAAUACAAAACCUAAUUUUCAUUCUAUUUUACCCUGUGGUCUGUAGGGUAUCCCUAAUUAAUUACAUUUUUUAAUAAUAUGCAUAUCUAUAUAAUAAAUACAUCUAAAAUUAGUAAAAAAAAAAAAAAAAAAAAAAAAAACUUUUACAUUAAUCAUUGGAUCUAGUGGGUUGUUUUGACUUAUUGGUUUAGGAAAUCUAAUUCCUAUUACUAAAUAGCAACAACAGUACACAUGUGCUGUGUUGGAUAGAUGUUUCAUUCUUCAGUGAGUUGACCUGAGCGAUCCUGACAACUCUGUAACAAUUGAAAUUAAACUUAUUGAAUAAGACAAUGUUUAUAGAUGAAGUUAGCUGUUGACUUGCCAUCAAGCCAUGGACACCAUUGUUUUGAAUGUCCCUCCAGACAGUGAUGUAUUUAUCUCAAGUGUUUGUUGUCUUAAUAUUAAAAUAUUUCAACAUAUUCUCA